AUGGCACAUCUCUUGAGCGGAACCGCGUUUAUAACUGGUGCUGCACAAGGUAUCGGACUUCAUACCGCCCUCGCUUUCGCUAAUCACGGGAUCCAAGGCCUUGCCUUGAGCGACACCAACGACGAAGUCUUGACAAAAUCCAUCAGGGACAUCAAAGAGAAGUACCCUGAUAUCGAGGUACUUCAACUACAUGUAGAUGUCCGUGAUGAGAAGCAAGUACAGUCUGGAAUAGCGGAGACUGUCAAGAAGUUCGGCCGCCUAGACAUCGCCGUGAACAAUGCUGGUAUCCGCGGGCCUACCACCAAUACUGACGGGGUGAGCGAGGAGGAUUUCUCUAACCUGGUCGAUAUAAACCUCUCAGGAGUGUGGCGAUGCCAGAGAGAGGAGCUCCGCGUAAUGAAGAACCAGGACGACAAGGGGCCCCGCCAGGGGCGCGGGCGAAUCAUCAACAUUGCAUCGAUCUUCGGGCUCUUUGGGGCUCCCAAUGGCCUGCCUCACACAGCGUAUAUAGCUGCGAAGCAUGGCGUCGUGGGCCUUACGAAGGCAGACGCGGUCAUCUACGGCCGCCAGGGGAUCCGCAUCAACGCCAUCUGUCCAUCAUUCACGAGAACUGCGCUGCUCGACAGCAUCCUGGCCCAGGGCGAUGAGACGCCCCUGGCUUCCGAGCUCAAGAGGUCCGCUCUAGGUCGGGCCGCAGAGGUGGAGGAAAUUGCUGACUGCAUUGCCUUCCUGGCGUCGCCAAUGAGCAGCUACAUGCAAGGUGCCUCUCUAGUUGCCGAUGGCGGGUUUACACUCACCUGA
Molecule: messenger RNA, 801 nt
Organism: Neoarthrinium moseri
Lineage: Eukaryota; Fungi; Ascomycota; Sordariomycetes; Amphisphaeriales; Apiosporaceae
Exons: 4
Coding region: 1-801 (266 amino acids)
Source: RefSeq, a predicted model, not a curated record